AUGACUCGGACGGAGUUCAGGCCGUUACAGUUCAACCAGGUGGAGAGGGACGUCCCGGCGGAGAACAAGCGCCGCCUAUUGCCAUGCCGGCACCACCACCUAAUGCUUCUGAGAACACAGGCCUCAACACAGGAAGCAGUAUUCCAAAAUACACAUGAAGUAAUAACAACUAAGUACCCUAUCAUAUUAGUAAGAGAAAAGAAGAAC
Iphiclides podalirius (scarce swallowtail) is the source of this 207-nucleotide messenger RNA. Lineage: Eukaryota; Metazoa; Arthropoda; Insecta; Lepidoptera; Papilionidae. The record is from the annotation of a GenBank genome assembly.